Messenger RNA from Salvelinus sp. IW2-2015, 606 nucleotides. It is a transcript of the gene sgms2a, whose product is annotated as sphingomyelin synthase 2a. The record is from RefSeq and is a predicted model, not a curated record. Gene Ontology annotation, molecular function: ceramide cholinephosphotransferase activity; sphingomyelin synthase activity. Gene Ontology annotation, biological process: sphingomyelin biosynthetic process; ceramide biosynthetic process. Gene Ontology annotation, cellular component: endoplasmic reticulum membrane; Golgi membrane; plasma membrane. NCBI's taxonomy places the organism in Eukaryota, Metazoa, Chordata, Actinopteri, Salmoniformes, Salmonidae.
CUGUAUGGAGACUCUCACGCUAAGAUGCAGCGUGUGCUGACGUUGAUCUCCGGCGGCGGUCUAUCCAUCACCGGCUCCCACCUCAUGUGUGGUGACUUCCUCUACAGCGGACACACCGUCAUGCUCACCCUCACCUACCUGUUUAUUAAAGAGUACUCCCCGCGGACGUUCUGGUGGUACCACCUGAUGUGCUGGCUGCUGGCUGCUGUGGGAGUGGUGUGUAUUCUGGUGGCCCACGAACACUACAGUGUGGAUGUGGUGGUAGCCUACUUCAUCACCUCACGCCUCUUCUGGUGGUACCACACCAUGGCCAACGUCCAGGCCCUGCGGUGCUCGCCCAACAACUACCUCACCAACACCUGGUGGAACCCCGUGUUCAACUUCUUUGAGAGGAACGUGCAGACCCAGGUGCCCUGCUCCUUCUGCUGGCCAAUCACCUCCCCUGCCUGCCUUAAGAAUUCCUGUAAGAAGUACAGUGCAGUGCAGAGCCUGCGCGGAGGAGUAGAGAAUACUAGGAGAAGUAUGACGCCUGCACGGGUCAACCCCUUUGCCGUCGUCAUCUAUCAACGCACCAAUCACACCACCCGUUCUCUCACCCACCAAUAG